Carica papaya (papaya) is the source of this 836-nucleotide messenger RNA. The record is from RefSeq and is a predicted model, not a curated record. Lineage: Eukaryota; Viridiplantae; Streptophyta; Magnoliopsida; Brassicales; Caricaceae.
GUAGAGAGUCAGUGGAGCAGAAGAGACAAAGAGCAAGGACGAUUGAGGAAGGAGAGGCGAGAGUGAGUGAAGGGGCUCGCGAAGAUAACAAGGAGGUAGAUUACGCGAGUGACAGAGAAAGAAGCCACGCGCGACAACCUCUGUGCUCAGAGCAGAAGCCUCUACGCUAGAGGAACUAGAGAGAAGGCCGAAGAGGAAAGGGGGCUGAGCACGAGCUUGAAAAUCAUAGAUUGAAAAUGGUGCGGCCUUAUGGGAUAAAAGUUAACAAGCGAAGGAAGACUGAGGAGAAGUAUGAUAGGGAUGAGGAGGAAGAAGAACAAGUAGAAGAAGUGCUGAAGAGGAAGCGAGCUAUGGUGGAAAAACCUGGAACAACUGAUCAUGAUGGUGAAGAAAAAGAGGAGGACGAGGCAGCAGUAGAUGAGCUUGAGGGGAUUCCCAUUGCUCCAAGUGAUAAAAAAACCAAAAAAGCUGGGGUAACUUUUGUUCUCGAGAAGGCUUCCCUGGAAGUUGCCAAAGUUGGAAAGACUUAUCAGCUUCUGAACUCUGAUGACCAUGCUAAUUUCUUGCGGAAGAAUAAAAAAAAUCCUGCUGAUUAUCGCCCUGAUAUUACUCACCAGGCUCUACUAACGAUUCUGGACAGUCCAGUUAAUAAGGCUGGGAGGUUGCAAGCUGUUUAUGUAAGAACAGAAAAAGGUGUUCUUUUUGAAAUCAAACCACAUGUACGAAUUCCGAGAACAUAUAAACGAUUCUCUGGUAUCAUGUGUAAGUUCUGCGAGUUUCGCUCAAAUCCUUUCUGAAUUGUGCGGAUUAUAUUGCUCUUUUCCUCUCCUUUACUU